Molecule: messenger RNA, 2184 nt
Organism: Daucus carota subsp. sativus
Lineage: Eukaryota; Viridiplantae; Streptophyta; Magnoliopsida; Apiales; Apiaceae
Product: protein NRT1/ PTR FAMILY 5.2
Exons: 4
Coding region: 113-1921 (602 amino acids)
Biological process (GO): dipeptide transport; transmembrane transport
Cellular component (GO): membrane
Molecular function (GO): dipeptide transmembrane transporter activity; tripeptide transmembrane transporter activity
Source: RefSeq, a predicted model, not a curated record
UCAACAAUGCUGCAAGAUUCAGUUAUUAUCCUGCAUUUCGGCAGAAAGUAUCUGCGUUAUAUAUAAGGAACUGAUUUCUUGAUCUGGAUGAUUAAUAAAGUUUAAGGUGAAAAUGACGAUGGAAAAAGUAGUUGAAGAGAAUGGAAAGAAGAGUGGGGAGGAGUACACAGAAGAUGGAACAGUUGAUCUCAAGGGUAAUCCGGUGCUGAGAUCGAAUACAGGGAGAUGGAGAGCUACUUAUUUCAUUAUAGCGUAUGAAGCAUUUGAGAGGAUGGCGUUUUAUGGAAUCUCGACAAAUCUGGUGUUGUAUCUAACAAAGAAGCUGCAUGAAGGAACUGUGAAAUCUUCAAAUAAUGUCACCAACUGGGUUGGCACUGUCUGGCUUACUCCCAUUCUGGGUGCCUACAUAGCCGAUGCUCAUCUCGGCCGAUAUUGGACUUUCAUCAUUUCAGCCAUCAUCUAUCUCGGGGGCAUGUGCUUGCUAACUCUAGUAGUUUCACUAAAAUCUCUCCGGCCACCGUCUUGCGGCGGCGAUAUAAAAGAUGUGAACUGUAACAAACACGCCUCACCAUUUCAAGUGGGUAUUUUCUACUGUGCACUGUACAUAAUUGCACUGGGGACCGGGGGGACCAAGCCCAAUAUCUCAACUAUGGGUGCAGACCAGUUUGAUGAAUUUGAGCCCAAAGAAAAAGCCCAAAAGAUGUCAUUCUUCAAUUGGUGGGUCUUUAGUGUCUUCUUUGGCACACUCUUUGCCAGCACCUUCUUGGUCUACAUCCAAGAUCAUGCAGGCUGGGGACUUGGAUAUGGGCUUCCCACAAUUGGGCUCUUUUUGUCAAUAUUGGUGUUUUUAGUGGGCUCACCUUAUUAUAGACACAAGCCUGCCUCAGGAAGCCCAAUUACUAAGAUGGCUAGAGUCCUUGUGGCCACUGUUAGAAAAUGGAAUGUGGCUGGCCCAAGUGAUCCAAAAGAACUUCAUGAGUUGAAUCUUGAUGAAUAUUCAAAACCUGGAAAAUAUAGAAUUGACCACUCUGCUUCAUUAAGGAUACUAGAUAAAGCGGCCGUUGCGGAUGGAGUGAGCCCUCCUUGGAUGCUAUGCACAGUGACUGAAGUUGAAGAAACAAAACAAAUGGUGAAAAUGGUGCCAAUUUUGUUGUGUUCAUUCUUACCUAGCACCCUGUUAGCUCAGGGACAAACUCUCUUCAUCAAGCAAGGUGCCACUCUUGUUAGAAGCAUUGGCCCUCAUUUCGACAUUCCUCCAGCAUCUCUGAUAGCCUUUGUCACAAUCUUCAUGCUGAUCAGUGUCGCGAUCUAUGAUAAGUUCCUGGUUCCUGCACUACGAAGAUACACCAAAAAUCCAAGAGGGAUCACAAUGCUGCAGAGAAUGGGAAUUGGCCUAGUGAUACAAGUCAUAAUCAUGAUCAUUGCUUCCAUUAGUGAACGAAAACGCUUAAGUGUGAUUAAAGAACAUGGUAUCACGGAGAAAACUCAGAUUGUUCCGUUGAGCAUUUUCAUAUUACUUCCUCAAUAUGGCCUAAUGGGGGUGGCUGAAACAUUCUGGGAAGUUGGGAGGCUGGAAUUCUUCUAUGAUCAAGCUCCGAAAAGCAUGAAAAGCUUCGGGACAGCCUAUUACACAACUAGCUUGAGUAUGGGGUAUUUUCUCAGCAGUUUUAUACUAACAACUGUGGCUAAUUUCACUAAAAGGCAUGGCCACAAGGGGUGGAUUCUGGACAACUUGAACGUCUCUCGCUUAGACUAUUUCUACGCGUUUUAUGCUGUUCUCAGCUUUAUUAACCUCUUGUUCUUCCUGCUCGCUGCAAAAUACUUUGUUUACAACAAAGAAGACGAAUAUGCCACAUUAGAGCUGGAAAACCUCAAGGAUUCUUCUGAUAAGAAUGCUCUCUUGAAAGAUGAAACAAUGUAGUAAGUAUUUUUUCGACAACGAUAAAAAUAUUUAUCUGAUGUACUCUUCUAUCUCACUAAGUACAACUUGUAUGCAAGUUCUGAUUAAUUUUGAAAAGAUCGAUUCCCAAGCCCGCACGAUUUUAUCUUUGGGUCCUCCUAAAAAGUCUCAUACUGAUGGAGUUCUUUGACGGCUUAUAAUCAAGACAAAUUUUUUAAUCUUUACGAUGUUGGACUUGGUUGACAACACAGAUCAUACGAGUACUAUGUCAGACCUGAUUGUUA